UGAGAAUGCCCACAAACUGAGGCCAUAUGAUGAUGCGCGUGCGGGAGCCGUGUAUAUGCUUAAUCCCAUUUCCUUAUCCGGGGUUCGUUCUGGAGCCGCGCCAUUGGCUGGCUGCCGUCACGUGUCUUUCUUAACUUUGUUCACUUGACAGAAAAGUAGGAGGGUUCAACGGAACAGGAAUAACCGAAGAGUAAAGGGAUGAGAUAUAAAUUUUAGUUAUAUAUUUUCCGAGUAGGUGCAAUUCCACAAAAAGACUGAAAUUAAUGGCCAUGAGCUCCUAUUUGAUCAACUCCAACUAUGUGGACCCGAAGUUCCCACCGUGCGAGGAAUACUCACAGAGCGACUAUCUACCCAGCCACUCUCCGGACUAUUACAGCUCCCAGAGGCAGGAGCCUGCUGCCUUUCAUCCGGACUCUGUCUACCACCACCACCAUCCACACCACCCACACCACCAGAACCAACAGCAGCAGCAGCAGCAGCGAGGCGAGCCGCCGUACACGCCGUGCCAGCGCGCAGGGCAGCCCGCUUCGGUGGUGAUGUCGCCUCGGGGUCACGUCCUCCCACCGGCCGGACUACAGACCACCCCAGUCCCGGAGCAGAGUCACCGCUGCGAGUCGGUGACACCUAGCCCGCCACCACCGCCUUCUUGCGGCCAAACGCCCCACAGCCAAAGCACUUCUUCCCCCGCGAGCAACCGUAAAGACCCAGUCGUUUACCCGUGGAUGAAGAAAGUCCAUGUAAACAUCGUGAGUGCAAACUACACAGGAGGUGAGCCCAAACGUUCACGGACGGCCUACACGCGCCAGCAGGUCCUGGAGCUCGAGAAGGAGUUCCAUUACAACCGGUACCUGACGCGCAGGCGCAGGGUGGAGAUAGCUCACACGCUUUGCCUGUCAGAGAGGCAAAUCAAGAUCUGGUUCCAGAACCGGAGGAUGAAAUGGAAGAAGGAUCACAAGCUGCCCAACACCAAGGUCCGCUCCGGGACAAACACCAACACAAACUCCCAGGCUCUAACCGGCUCGUAGAAGCGCUCUACCAGGACUUCUACAGCCUUGGUUCUUUGGCUCUUUGUCUGAUGUUUUCCCUUUUUCCUCCCCUGAUUUCCCCCUAAAAAAACUGAACGCAGAAUUGACAGCCAUGCUUGUAACCACGGAAACCUGCACUUUGGACCGGAAUAACGCCUU
Scomber japonicus (chub mackerel) is the source of this 1184-nucleotide messenger RNA. RefSeq names its product homeobox B4a (gene hoxb4a). Gene Ontology annotation, molecular function: RNA polymerase II cis-regulatory region sequence-specific DNA binding; DNA-binding transcription factor activity, RNA polymerase II-specific. The transcript has 2 exons. Bases 264 to 1025 code for a protein of 253 amino acids. Gene Ontology annotation, cellular component: nucleus. Gene Ontology annotation, biological process: anterior/posterior pattern specification; embryonic skeletal system morphogenesis; regulation of transcription by RNA polymerase II. NCBI's taxonomy places the organism in Eukaryota, Metazoa, Chordata, Actinopteri, Scombriformes, Scombridae. The record is from RefSeq and is a predicted model, not a curated record.